Messenger RNA from Centropristis striata (black sea bass), 946 nucleotides. RefSeq lists its product as uncharacterized. The transcript is spliced from 2 exons. The record is from RefSeq and is a predicted model, not a curated record. Lineage: Eukaryota; Metazoa; Chordata; Actinopteri; Perciformes; Serranidae. The coding region runs from base 181 to 810 and encodes 209 amino acids.
UCAACGAUGACGAUGACGAAAUCAUUUUGUUGACGCCACUUUUUUUCAUGACGAUAACAAGACGGUGACGAGAUAAACAUGGCUCUUUGAUGACUAAAACAUGACGAGACUUGUGUGAGUUUUCGUUGACGAGACGAGAAUGGACGAAAAUGUUAGCGGGUGGUUUGUCAGACGUUUAAAAUGCAUGACAUCUCUGCUUAUUGUGCCUGUCAAUUAAAACCUAAAAAGUAUCUGCUGCUGCAUUCUGUCCUUGUUUGGGUACGCCCACCACCUGGCAUGCAGCGCACAACGUGCUCAACACUUCACACUGUUUUCAUUCAUCACAGACAAUGGACCAUGAUGGCGGCAGUUUCAACACAGGGGCUUGGUGGUCGCAAACGUAGAGACGACAUAUGGGUGUAUUUUAAAUAUUACCCAGCAGAAAAUAAAAUGGAGUGUAUUGUGAAGGAAGACGGUGACAAAUGUGGCCACAAAGUAGGCGGAAAAAAUACGACCAACCUUAAGCAGCACCUGAAGGCUCGCCACAAGGAUAUUUUUUCAAAGAUCCCAGAGAACAGCACUCCUAAAGAGAAACCUGGUGGUCCAAAAAACAACAGGGCACAGUCAUCUAUCCCAGUAGCCUUCGCCGCAGCAUCCAAAUAUAAGUCAGGCUCCCUGGAACAAGGUGCCAAAGAACAGGCGAUCGCUCUUUGGAUUGGACGUACUGGUCUACCUGCUUGCACAGUUGAGGAUGAAGAAGGCCAAGUUGAGCAUAUGUGUUCUUCAUCCAUCACUCAUAUUUUGGACAUGUGUAUGUUCAUUGUACUUUAGCAAAUUCUGAGAAAUAAAGCCACAAUUGCCGAAGUAGAAUGUUUUUGUUUUUGGCUUUUUUGGAGUAAUUAACAUUGAUUCCACAGUUACCACUUUCUGUGUGUAAUGCACAAUCCUUAGAUCAGAAAGUAUUUGC